CGUCUGGUCUAAAGGGUUGUGAUUUAGCCUUUUACUAAGAUUCAAUAGAUGUGCAAUGGUUCCCUGUUUUAAGGAAAACAUUUAUUUUCGCCAAAUUAGUUUCUCAUAGCUAAAUACAUGUUCCGAGUUUAGGGUAACAUGAUUUGUUUCAUGCAUUUGAUACCUGCCUGUUACUGAUUUCACACCCAGCGUUCCGACUUCCGACCACGACAGCCUUUGUAGUGCGCGUCAAUAUUCCCGGAAGCGUGUUGUGCAUUGGACUUGAGCUGCCGCUCCCUCCUCGCCAUUCAGAGGCGCGUACUUCAGCGUAGCAGCAGCACCACCACGAAGACCAUGGCAGAGCACGAGCCUACCCCAGAGCAGCUGGCGGCCAUCGCCGCGGCCAACGAGGAGGCUGAGGGCGGGGUCAACUACAAGCCGCCUGCGCAGAAGAGCCUGCAGGAGAUCCAGGAGCUGGACAAAGACGACGAGAGCCUGCGAAAGUACAAGGAGGCCCUGCUAGGGAAUGCUGCCGUGGCUGCAGAUCCCAACGCUCCCAAUGUCCAGGUGACACGUUUGACCCUGAUGUGUGAGACGGCGCCACUGCCCCUGACCCUUGACCUACAGGGAGACCUGGAGUCCUUUAAGAAACAGUCGUUUGUCCUGAAGGAAGGCGUGGAGUACAGGAUAAAGAUCAGCUUCAAGGUCAACAAAGAGAUUGUGUCAGGACUGAAGUACGCCCAGCAGACCUACAGGAAAGGAGUCAAGGUUGAUAAGUCAGACUACAUGGUGGGAAGCUAUGGGCCCCGCCCAGCAGAGUAUGAGUUCCUGACCCCUCUUGAGGAGGCCCCUAAAGGCAUGUUGGCCCGAGGCACCUACAACAUCAAGUCCAAGUUUACAGAUGACGAUAAGCAUGACCACCUGUCCUGGGAGUGGAACCUCAACAUCAAGAAGGAGUGGAAAGACUGAGCCUGCGUCAGCCUAAUCCUCUCCAUCUUCCCAAUCCUCCCCCUCUUCUUUUUUUAUUCCUCCAAUUUGAGAUCCAUGUAUUCAUUAGGUAUUCAGAAUUGUGUUGUGAAGUAAUCAAGCAAAUUGCUCUCUCCGUCCAACCCAAUCCACCAAGGAUCGAAAAAUCCAGCAAGACACAGUUCAUGUUUCAGUUCCCAUGACAGUAAUGAUUCCAGUCAGUGCUUUUUCUUAUCCAACCUUAAAAGAAAAAAUUCACACACUGAUGCCUAAUAAUGGGGUAGGUUUGGCUGUAGACUAACUUGUUGGCUUCACAACAGAUCCAAUUCUGAAAUAUUUGUAGAAUUACAAUUUGGUAACAUAUGACAGCAAUUGAGCCAUUUUGUCUUUAUGAUCCCGGACCCCCUUCUUAGCCGACUCCUUGUGACGACGAGUACUGAAUAUGUGAAGAAAGCAAACAUUGUGCACAAUCAUUACUUUGUGUUUUAGUUUGUUUGUAUAUAAAAGUAAAAGAAAUAGAAGAAAAAUGAUAGCUGAGUUUUAAUGCUGGUGUGGAUGUUAUUGGUAAUCAGGUGAGCUCCUCCAUCCUUUUCCUGAUCAUUCUUCUUUCUCUUUUCUUUGUCUUUUUGACAUUCCUCUACCCCUGCCUUCCUGCUGAUUGUUUAAUAUGACCAUGAUUUGCCUUGUAAAGAGUUUUAAAGGGGGAUUUGCUGUGUGUUAAUGGCUGUUUAGGGCCAACACUUUACACUCACCUGGGGACAUUGCCCUCUCACCAAGGUUACGUUUGCACACGGUGCCCAGUUUCCUCACUUUUGAGUCAGCCUAAAGACUGUAGUGGGGAAAAGGGUCAGAUUUGGUCCUUCUGAAAGCAGUUUUGUACGGUGGAAAGCCUUUGAGAGCAUUCUAUGUAUCGGGGUCGGUGUUCGGAAACUGGUGGGAAUUCCAAACUAUUACAGGUGCCAUGAACAGCACUUACCUCAGACCCACCAGAGGCACUGUAACCCCUGAUGAAAGGUGAUUGUCCCUAAUCAGGGUGUUCUCCCAUUCACCCAGUUUGUUUAGCAACGAUGUCGCCUUAUUAAGGAUUCCUGUAGAACAGGGUUUCCCAACCCUCUGCUCAGUGGGGCAGUCCCAGGUGUUUCACAUAUGUCUGGUUUUAUCCUUAAACUGGUGAAAUGUCUUGUUUUUCAAAGAUUUGGUGAUUCGUUGACAAUUUGAAGCAGUAGGGAUAGUUCAUGGUUGAAACCUGGCUGUAGAAUCAACAAUGGACAAAAUGACCCACAUGAGAAUAGAACUCAGAUUUUUACGAGAGCCACUAGAGGUUUGAGUUAGAGUAUAAUCUGAUCUGGUAGAAUUUGAAGAGCCAUCGUGUUAAUCCAUGCAAUGAAACUAUUGUACUGCUACAGUCAGUGCUGUGUUGUAAGCUAAAAAAAACAAAACGUUUUGUAACAUCUAUACUCCAAAAGAACCUGCCCUGCGAGAAUGAUCAGUCAGUUUACAUUUCCUGCCGCA
Molecule: messenger RNA, 2457 nt
Organism: Esox lucius (northern pike)
Lineage: Eukaryota; Metazoa; Chordata; Actinopteri; Esociformes; Esocidae
Gene: arhgdia
Product: Rho GDP dissociation inhibitor (GDI) alpha
Exons: 6
Coding region: 334-948 (204 amino acids)
Biological process (GO): Rho protein signal transduction
Cellular component (GO): membrane; cytosol; cytoplasm
Molecular function (GO): protein binding; Rho GDP-dissociation inhibitor activity
Source: RefSeq, a predicted model, not a curated record